AUGGUUGCCAAGGCUCUCUCCGUCGCCCUUCUCGCUGGUGCCGCUUCGGCCACUUGCCCUCUCUCUAUUGAGAUCAGCAACGCCGAGAACCACACCGUCAACGUCGCCGUUACCAACACCGGCAGCGAGGCCGUCUCCGUCUUCAAGGGCAACACCGUCUUCAGCGACCAUGCCACCCAGGAUCUCCUAGUGACCGAUGCCGGUAUGUAG
This is a messenger RNA of Colletotrichum lupini, 210 nucleotides long. Its product is annotated as deuterolysin metalloprotease. The transcript has a single exon. The coding region runs from base 1 to 210 and encodes 69 amino acids. NCBI's taxonomy places the organism in Eukaryota, Fungi, Ascomycota, Sordariomycetes, Glomerellales, Glomerellaceae. The record is from RefSeq and is a predicted model, not a curated record.